Molecule: messenger RNA, 2847 nt
Organism: Maylandia zebra (zebra mbuna)
Lineage: Eukaryota; Metazoa; Chordata; Actinopteri; Cichliformes; Cichlidae
Product: multidrug and toxin extrusion protein 1
Biological process (GO): xenobiotic detoxification by transmembrane export across the plasma membrane
Cellular component (GO): membrane
Molecular function (GO): xenobiotic transmembrane transporter activity; antiporter activity
Source: RefSeq, a predicted model, not a curated record
ACUUACAGCGCGUGUCUGGCCCCUCCUCAUCGUGAUCCCGUUAUCAAAACAUCAGCCUCUACUAGAUACAGUAGCUGCUGAGAGCGAAGCAGUGACAGAAAGCAGUCCGGCUGUUUGCAGAGAACACUUGGAUCUGUUCAAUUAUGGACGCUUCGGUAAAAACAGCAGGAAAAUGCACAGAGGCAGCGAGGGGGGAUUUAAAGGAAGGUGAAGUGGCACAGAGCUCCCGCGGCUGUUGCCAGAAAUGUGUCCCUGGAUUCAUUCCGACAGUUUACCGCAAUGAGCUUGUGCAACUUUUCAAACUAGCGGGACCAGUGGUCAUUUCCCAGUUCAUGAUUUUCAUGAUCGGUUUUGUCAGCACGGUGUUCUGUGGUCACCUGGGGAAAACUGAACUUGCAGCUGUAGCAUUAUCAAUUGCGGUAGUUAACGUCACUGGUAUUUCCAUUGGCACCGGUUUGUCAUUAACUUGUGAUACCCUCAUAUCUCAGACGUAUGGGAGCGGUAACUUGAAGCGUGUGGGUGUGAUUCUCCAGAGGGGAGUUCUGAUUCUGCUGCUGGCCUGUUUCCCUUGUUGGGCCAUCCUCAUCAACACUGAGCCUCUCCUACUUGCUGUCAAACAGAGUCCAGAGGUCGCCAGCCUUUCCCAGCUCUAUGUGAAGAUCUUCAUGCCUGCUCUGCCGGCUGCUUUCAUGUACCAGCUGCAGGGGAGGUAUCUUCAAAAUCAGGGAAUUAUAUGUCCUCAAGUUAUAACUGGAGCAAUUGGAAAUGUCUUUAACGCAAUAUUCAACUACGUCCUCAUCCAUCAGCUGGAUUUGGGUGUUGCUGGAUCAGCAGCAGCCAAUGCCAUCUCCCAGUAUUUGCUGGCAGCAGUCUUAUUCAUUUACAUGUACUUGAGAGGUCUGCAUAAGGCUACAUGGGCAGGUUGGUCCCUUGACUGUCUCCAGGAGUGGGGACCCUUUGUCCAGCUGGCUGUCCCCAGCAUGCUCAUGCUCUGUCUGGAGUGGUGGAUGUUUGAAGUGGGAGGAUUCCUGGCCGGUGUGAUCAGUGAGGCCGAGUUGGGAGCUCAGUCAAUAACCUACGAGCUGUCCAUUCUAGCAUACAUGAUUCCACUAGGGUUUGCUAGUGCUGCCAGUGUACGGGUUGGGAAUGCACUUGGUGCAGGAAACAUCGAGCAGGCCAAGCUGUCAAGCAAAGUCCCCAUCAUCUGUGCAUUCAUAAUAGCGUGCUUUGUCAGCGCUAUUUUCUGUGCCUGUAAAAAUGUAAUUGGAUACAUUUUUACUUCAGAGCUUGAUAUUUUGCAGAGGGUUUCUGACAUCAUGUUGGUGUUUGGUUUCUUGCAUCUUGGUGAUGCAAUUGCAGGCGUGACUGGAGGAGUUGUCAGAGGUGUAGGAAAGCAGUCGGUUGGUGCUCUGUGUAACCUGAUCGGGUAUUACUUUAUUGGCUUACCCACUGGCGUGUCCCUGAUGUUUGCAGCCGAAAUGGGAGUUGUAGGAUUUUGGGCAGGCCUUACGGUUUGCGUGUUCGUGCAGUCGAUCUUUUUCAUCACAUUUUUGUGCAAACUCAAUUGGAAGAAGGCUGCUGAAGAGGCUGAAGUGCGAGCGGGAGUCCGCGUCAAAGAAGAAAAAGACACGAUCAAGAUGGGAAAUAGAGACUCUAAUCUCAUCCAGACCCCAAUCAGUACUAUUGCAUCCAGUGGUGAGAGCGCCGAGGUGGACCACGUAUUGAUGGAGAUGCAAAUACCAGAAGAGAGUCAAACCACCAACACCACUACAGUGGGAGAUGUUCUGUCAGUGUCACAGCUGGUGUUACGGCGCGGCCUGGCGAUACUCAUCAUGAUCCUCAUCCUCGCUGCUGGAGUCAUUACCAACACCGUCCUCACUCCACUGCUGAAAUGAUGCAAAGUUGACAGUUGGACAAAAAGCACAAAGUUUAUCUAAGUAAUACAAAUGCACCUUCUUUUGUGGGAGGGUUACUUACACUGUUGAUUCAACAGAGGAACAGCUGUGUGCAGUCUGUGCCCCGUCUUACAGUGUCCGGCCACAGAGAUGAAUUCAAUAAGAUGAAAAGGGCGGAAUAUGUAGUAAACAAAGGACAGCUUUAUUAAGGCCUUUAAUGAAAAUGUGUGUAAAAUGAGGCCACUGUUUGAUAAUGAUAAUCAGUUUGAUGAUAUUUUUACAGUCAAUUUGUAACAUACAGAACCUGCAAAUAAUUUAAUGCACAUUUUAUGAAGCGUCCAGUCCUCUCAUUUCAUUUUAUAUUUUGCUGUAAUACCAUUCACACUGUAGCAGUAUGUAGCAACUUUAAAGAUAUUGUUUGCAUACAGUUAGUCACACUUCUUUUAAACAUCACUGAUAAACCUGUGUAUCCUUGCUUGCAACUGUUGGAGCAGUCCACCUCUUUCCUUCAUGUACAUCUUAGGCAGGGUUAAGACAAGGAAACACAAAAGCACGCUCUCUUCACUGGGACUAGGCCUGCUCUUGUAGGCAAAAAGAAAGCACUGUGCAUCUUUACACACUAUAUAACUUUUUUCUGCUGACCUUUGUCCAGUGUUGGUGCAGGACAGUGAGAUCCAGGCCACAUUUCAGUUUGAGAACAGAAUAUAACAGAACAAAAAACUUUUAUUGUAGGGUGGAACUGGUUCCAGAUUGGGCACUUGGUCUGUUUUGGUGGAAGGAAGAUACUGAUGUUUUAAUACUAAAGUAACAUUCUUUACAGUCUGUAUUUUCAGAAUAAAACUAUGACUGUGGUAUGAAAAGUGGGACGUCUUCCAGUAAUGAUUUAUAGAAAUAUUGUUUAACUGUACUCGUUUUGUCAAUAAAAGGUCGAAGUUACUUGACCAAAACAGAA